Paramisgurnus dabryanus is the source of this 3547-nucleotide messenger RNA. The record is from RefSeq and is a predicted model, not a curated record. NCBI's taxonomy places the organism in Eukaryota, Metazoa, Chordata, Actinopteri, Cypriniformes, Cobitidae.
GUGGGGUUUCUUUUGUAAUCAACCUGAACGUGUAGUUACCAGGAAAACUGUGUUAAACUCGUUUUAAGUAAAGGUCGUUUUCCCAAACUCGACUGCUUUUUCAAAACAACAAGUUUUUAAAUCAAUUAAAAUGAAGAUAUUCUGGAAUCCAGCGCUGAUUUUAGGUCUGUUCGUGUGGAUACCUGCUGUGACGUAUUCGUAUUCUUCACAAGCACCUGAGGAUCAGGACACAUCAGGAGAUGAUUAUGAUGAUGAGUCCUCAGGGUCAGGAAUGGCAGUAUACGUACCACCUCUCAGGUUUUUCGAUCCUGUGAUGCCUAAAGUGCAGACUACGAAAGUGCCAGUUACCAAUGCUUCACAUUCAACCUUGCCGACCACAAUCAUUUCCUCGGUGGAUGUUGUUGUUAUCGAGAAAGAAACUACAACUGUUAGUCUUGUGGAUCCAGAAACGACAACCAUUUUGAUCGAGAAAGGCUUUGUACCUGUUGUAGCAGAGGACUACACUACAAAAGCAGUUGUUAAAGAAGACAACAAACCCACAGUUUCAGUGCAGGUCAUUGAUAAAAAAACAACUGUUCCUCAUAUGGAGACAGCGCCUGUGCAGACCACAACCAUUUCCUCGGUGGAUGUUGUUGUUAUCGAGAAAGAAACUACAACUGUUAGUCUUGUGGAUCCAGAAACAACAACCAUUUUGAUCGAGAAAGGCUUUGUACCUGUUGUAGCAGAGGACUACACUACAAAAGCAGACAACAGACCCACAGUUUCAGUAAAGGUCAUUGAUAAAAGAACAACUGUUCCUCAUAUGGAGACCGUGCCUGGGCAGACGACAAAAAAAGCUGUGGUUGUGACACAUCCUGAACCUAAAGCGACUGCAAAGACCACCACUGUUCUUAUGACUACAGCAAGUAGAAAUUACAAUCCCAUCUUCGAAGAUCCUGUUAUUACAGAAGACAUUAAUACGAGCUUAGAUUCAGAGAAAGAUUCUGACUUUGUUAUCGACAAGGAAACAAUUAAAACUAGAAAAGGUGUAAAUGAACAUGGAGCAAUGGGUGCUUCUUCAGGGAAUGACAGCUUUCUGGAGAGAAAAGAAGUUCUUGCAUGUGUCAUAGCCGGUGGUGUGGUGGGUCUUCUCUUUUCUGUCAUGCUGGUUGGCCUAAUGGUUUACAGAAUGAAGAAAAAGGAUGAGGGGAGCUAUGCGUUACAAGAUAUGCCACAACCUUAUGUCUACCAAAAAGCUCCGAAACAGGAAGAAUUCUUUGCAUAAAAGACUUAAAGACACUCGUCUUCACAGAGUAGGCUGCUUUUCUUUGGUCUAUCUUUUUAAAAUGUUUUUAUACACUCAAAACACAGCAUUUAUAUAUCUUAAGUGUGUGUAUGUAACGUGUUGUGUAUGUUGUUAAUACACCUGUUGUUUUUCAAUAAUGAAUUUAUGCAGAAUUGUCAUCUAUCAAACAUCUUAUUGGCUUUGUGUUUAGUGUCAAAUUACUGCUGGUUCGAGAAAAUGUGAAGUAGUAAGGUUUUUGUUUUGUACUAAUCUGCUUCCAGUCGUUAAGUUGUUUCUUUCAAUUCCUUUGAUGUUCAAGUUUUUAGGUCUUGGGAUUUUUUUUAAAUGGCUUUGAAUUUCUACAUUGUUUCUUUUAUAAGGUUUUUUUAAGAGCACAAGUAAGGCUGUGUAAAGAUUUUUUUUAUGCUGCUAUAUAGGACAAUCGGGUAUAUUUUUGUUAAACAAAUUUCUAUUUAUUAACCGCAGUGGAAGUUCAGUAUUACUUAAAUGUUCACAUGCCAGUCACUAGUAGAAGGAUCACAAACAUAUUGUACAGUAGCAUUGGUUGAUAUCAGCAAUGCAUGCAAAUUUACUUGGAAGUCCCAUGUUUAGCUUGUAUUUGCCCUGCUAUUAAAACACUCUUACAGUCAGUAUGCAUGCUGCUUGCUGUCUGCCUGUACGAAGGGUUUACAGCAUUAAACAUUAGUUUCAAACCCAAACUUUAAGUGAUUCGUAGUGACUGAGCACACUUCCAACAUGUACUUACUUGUACAUUACAACUAGACGAAGUUGUAAAAAUGACGUCGUUCCCUUUUGAACAUCCACUGCUAUAAACUCCAGGUUCAAAGUCCACUAAGGAGAAACCAACUACACGCUGUUGUAAACUUUCAAAAAGGACUUCCUUUAUUCUUGUAAAUAUUUUUUUAUACUAAAAUGUAAUCAUUUCAAUCCAAAAUAAAAUGCAGCGGAAGCCAGUGAACUCUGGAAAGUGUACAGAAAGCAAGAUUAAACUUUAUUUUAUGGUUUUAUUACAAAAAUACAGAAUAUAUAUGUUAAUGUGUCUCUGUGUGUAAAUGAAUAUUUGUUUUAUGCAUGACAGCUCAACACAUCAAACAUUCAUAACGCAGCAAACAUUUACCGUCCAAUCUUCUUGCUUGUGCAAAUACAGAUUUUUUUUUCUUAAAAUUUUAAAAGCGUGAUAUGGUAAAGGUAAAUCACACAAAAUAAUGAUUAAUCAUAUGGUUUUCUUCUGUUUAUAGUCCUGGUUUCACAGACAAGGCUUAUGUUUAGUCUGAAACUAAAAUGCUCGUUUGAGCUGAAAACAACUUAUGCCAUUGUUUUGUCUUAUGAUGCACAACAGUAAGGGCACUUUUAUAAAGCUACUUAAAUGUCUAAAAAUCCUAUUUUAACUAAAGUUUAGUCCUGGCUUAACCUAAGCCCCGUCUGUAAAACCAGGCCAACAUGUUGUUUAUUCAUAAAAAUAAAGUAUUGCAAAAUCUUUACUUUAGGCAGAGCCUAAAAGUUUGAAACACUGGUAGUUUUUACAAAUGUGCCUUACAAAAAAUAAUACUGGUUUGAAUCUUGAGACAAAACAAUGGCACGGAUAUAUGUUAAGAUGUGUCAGGUCAAGGUGUUUUUGAAUUAAGGCAAAUCAAACAGACAUUUUAGUCUGGGACCAGGAUAAGCCCUGUCUGUGAAACUAUUAUUCUGUAUAUUUAAAGUGAUGAUUCUUUUGGCAUCAGUCCUUCACCCCAACUCCUUAAUUCUCAAUAAGAUUAUUUUAUUACAUUUCAUAGGUGUGCAAUAAUUAAGCUUCUACCUUAAGGUCAGCAAUUCAAAUUAUUUCAUCACUAUUUCUGUUAAGACUUGUUGGACAGGUAAACUCAUGAACUAUUAUUUUCUGUGUAGCAUGUUUAAACUGAAUGUCUUUUUAUAUUACAAAUUAUAAUAGCUUCUUAAGUAUUUAAGUAUACAGUAUUGAAAAAUGAAAACUUUUGCUUAAUAUGCAUGAUGGCAAUUUAUCCAAAACCCAAUGCUUCCAUGUUUUCAUAUUCUGAUCUCUAAACACCAAAUGGAGUAAAACAAAUCCUAGAUUUUAUGCAAUGUAUAAAUCCCUGCCACACAUUAAAAUCAAGUCUACAAUCAGGUUGUGUAUAUUCUCUUCUCUUUUGCUAUGGAGUUUGGAGUUGGUGUCUUUCUGCACUCGUAACAACCCCGAGUGACUCAAGGUUACUUGUGUAAAUAUGUAAUUACACACAAAAAUUAAACGAUUUACAGAACACA